CCAUAGCUUGAGCUUUCCUGGAUGUAUUCACAGCAGAUACAGAAAGAAGACACAUCAGCUAACAGGCACCACAGCUACCCUUUGGAGGUGGGGGCAGUUCUUGCCCACUGCUUCUAAAUGCAGAGCAACGAAAUCGCUAGUAACCAAAGCAACACCUUGUGCUUCCUGCCGAGAGAAGCUCUUCCUUCACUACAUAGUUAAUUUGUGCAGCAAACUCAUCCGAGCAGUGGUCAGGACCUACACGUGCUCAGAGCACAGCACAAGUUUGUGGCAGUGUGUAAAUAACUCACCCGGUGCCCUGGUCUCUGCCCACGGAUGAGUGUGGCCGGCACAGGCUGACAGAGUGGGCAGGAGAUGCCGGCACCACCCGAGCAGCAUGCGGCCUUUGCUCUCGGGAGAUGAUGCAGAGACAGUGUUGCGCCUGCUGUCAGCACAGAGCAGCAUAAACCCUUAACCUCCAAGGUAACAGAAAUGCAUGCUCAUCCCUUCUCUGUUCAAGUUUCUUCCUGAGACCUGGGUUCUGUUGCCACUAGCAGGCGGCGAGAGUGAGCAGGUGCCUGAAUGUAGCUGCUGUCUUCUGGAGCUGAUGCUGUGAAAUGGGAAAAUAGAUAGUGAGAGGCUGUACUGAAAAACCAUCCAUUUCUCACCUGCAUUUCUCUUUGACGCCUUCAACUUGCAGUCAGACUCUCUCAGUGCUCCAUGCAUGGCAUGGCUGGCUCGCUCAUGCCCCUCCUGUGCUCCUUGGAGCAGAGUUGCUACUCAAGACCGCUCUGCUGACGCAGAAAAAACCCUCAUAUUUCAGAUUCCAGACUCCCAGCAUUCAUGUAAAGCCAACAAAACAAGAUGCUGGAAAGAAUGUGAUUGUUACAAUUGUGAAGGAAAUCUUUCAAGGAGGAAAGCUAUCUUAAGAAACUCAGAGACGUCUACUGGAGUUGAAACAAUCAUGACGGAAAUUGCCUGCACAGCUGAGCUGACUUGUGGUGCUUUCAUUUAUACCAUUGUUGAGUACCAUGCGAGUGAAAUCUAUUUUGAAGGAAAGGCAAUGUCACAUCAUGAAAAUAAAUACAAUGGUUUAUUUUACGAUUUGGGAAGAAACAGCUUGUAACUCACCUUCUCUGUUUUUCCCAUGGCACUGAAGCUGGGGGUGGAGGGUAGGAGGGCAGGUGGAGCUGAAGGACAUGUGAACCCUACUAAAAGUAGGCAGACAAAUUGCAGCCUUUGAUCAAGCUGUUCUAUAGGUUUGUCGUAUAAGACAGCAUAAACAUCUUAAACCAGAAAUGUUUGCAGAGGCCACUAAUUUGCAACUCCUGUGAUCUGGAUGUCUAACACAGUACAUCUGGUGCCAGAUUUGAAGAGGCAUGGAGCACUUGCAAGUGAAACGAAGGUCAGUAGAGGUCCAGGACUGCAGGCUUUUGGAAUAAGCAGCAUCACAGAGGUGAAAUAUCUUGUUCUCCAGUCCUGUCUCUUGCUGUGGGCCCUUUACAGCCAUAGAAUUUUUCUGUCUGAUUUUUCAACCUAUACAAAGAUAUAGAACAUCAUUGGAUGAGGCUUUGAGCAGCCUGGUCUAGUGGGAGGUGUUCCUGCCCAUGGCAGGGGGGUUGGAACUAGAUGAUCUUUAAGGUCCCUUCCAACUUGAACCAUUCUGUGAUUCUGUAAUAUCCUCCUAGCCCUUUCUCCCCUUUCAGAUCAGCGUGUAUUCCAAAAUUGAGGCAAUGCCUGUAUACUUGGACAGUUCUGCAUGCCCUCUGGGAGUAAGAGGAAUGGAAGAUUUUACUGGUUUGUGUGAGUAUCAAUCCACAGGGAUCUGUACCAAAGGGGAACCACUACAGAAUCGAACAUGUGCAUCCUGGGGGCAAAUGAUAAAGCCACUCUUCAGCUGAGGCUUCAAGGGCAAGCCACCGCCCAUGGAAGACUAACACUUUUGGGGCAAAGAGCCAGCUCACAGCAGUGCAGACCCCCUGUGGCAGCCUGCUUGGCAACUGGCAGACAUCCUGGUGCCCACCUCCCUCAUGUGUGCAGGAGGAGCCAUGCUAUCAAGAAGCGAUCUUCUGCAUAAGCCCUACUUUAGAUUGGCCUUAAGGAGGCAGAAGAGAGAAGCUAGCCUUGUUAGCUCACUCUGUUUAGACCUGAAUUUCUCACAGAGAUAACAGUGUCUGCAGUGAUCUUCCAGAGGCCUUCACAUGGAGGCCUUCCUCUCUGUUCCAGUAAUAAUAAACCUUGCCAGCAGACUGACAGCCUAGCAGAUAAGACUUGAGGGAUACUACUACGUCGCACAAUUUGAUGGACUUGAAGGAUGUACAAGAAGACAGUGAGACAACUGGGUGUUCUCAGACCUGAGAAGGCUAAAGGCAGGAGGUGAACCGGACGGUCUAAGCUCAAGAGAUAGCCUGUUCGCCACCGAGGAGCAGCCCAGAGCAAUGUCCCUGGCUGGGGUAAGAUGUCUGGUGACAGGAGCAGGAGGAUUUCUUGGCCAGAGGAUUGUCCGCUUGCUGUUGGAAGAAGAGGAGCCGCUGGCUGAGGUCCGACUGCUGGACAAAGCCUUUAGCAAUGAAGCACUUGGGAGGUUUGGAAAGUUCCAGGGUAAGACUGAGGUGAAAAUCCUGGAAGGGGACAUCCGAGAUGUGACGUUCCUGCAUCGUGCCUGCCAAGGGGUCUCCCUCGUCAUCCACACGGCUUCCAUCAUUGACACCUUGGGCCUCAUAGAGAAGCAGCUGCUCUGGGAAGUGAAUGUGACAGGUACUAAGCUACUGCUGGAGGUAUGUGUCCACUGUAGCGUCCAGCACUUCAUAUAUACCAGUACCUUAGAAGUGGCAGGCCCAAACUGCAAAGGUGACCCAAUUUUCAAUGGUGACGAAGAAACAGCUUAUGAGAGUGUAUCCAAAUCUCCUUAUGCCCAGAGUAAGAGACUGGCAGAGGAUUCUGUGCUGAAAGCAGAUGGCCAGGUGUUAAAGGAUGGGGGCACACUGAUAACUUGUGCCCUGAGAUCCAUGUACAUUUUUGGAGAAGGAUGCCCAUUUCUUCAAGGUCAUCUGGAUAAGUGUCUUUUGAACAAAAAUGUCUACCUGCGCUUCUCCAGGAAGGAGGCUUUGGUGAAUCCCGUGUACGUGGGGAACAUUGCCUGGGCACAUGUGCAGGCAGCCAAAGCCCUGCGGGUCCCACAGAAAGCCAAGCACAUCAGGGGGAAGUUCUACUACAUCUCAGAUGACACUCCUCAUAUGAGCUACGCAGAUCUAAAUUAUGAGCUGACCAAGGACCUGGGGUUUGGAAUCGAGCCCCGGCUCCCCAUGCCUCUGACAAUGUUGUAUUACUUCUCACUGCUGCUGGAGAUCGUGAGCUUCUUGCUCAGGCCGUUUGUCAGAUACAUCCCCUCCACCAACCGUCACCUGGUCACUCUACUGAACACCCCAUUCACCUUCUCUUACAGAAAGGCACAGAAGGAUUUUGGCUACAUGCCCCGCUACACGUGGGAAGAGGCCAAGCAGUGCACCGGUCAGUGGAUGGCCUCCAUAGUCCCACAGAGAAGGGUGUACUUGAAAAGCAAGGCUGCCUAACCGUUAAGAGGAGCUGAGACCUGGCUACACAAGUAGGGCCAGGAGCCAGAGGAAAGCAGGGUGAACAGCAGCAGCAGAUAACCACAAAGCAUUUAAAUUAAGAUUUUGUGUAACAGCCCCCUCAUGUCCCCAUCCCCCAUCCCCCCACCCAGAAUAAAUAAAACUGCAAUGUUCGUUUGUUUGUGGAGUACAGGUUGACCAGCGUAGCCUUACUGUAUAGUCCACAUCCACUUCUACAUCUUGUGCAGCACAAAGACACUAUUUUAGCAAGACUCCACGGAGUCCAUGGUGUGAUCACAGCAGCCCUUCCUUUCACUCCAUGCCAACUUUAAGGCUUUUGUAAAGCACAAUUUGUUCUAGAACUGUGAUUGCACUUUACAAAUACGUACUACUCAGCUACACGCUACCCACUCAGCUCUUAUCAGCCUCAGCAAACACGCAGCAGGUAGAAGCCACCUGAUUGCAAAAGCUGUUACAAAUCUUGCUCACUUUUUCAAGAGUAUUGCCCAAUUUCGCAUGCUAUUCACCUGACAGUCAAACUUGAGAGCAAAUUUGGACACUGUAAGCAUUGUGAGGCCAAAAGUACAAUGUUUAGGAUGGUUUGUGGGGGGAGAGAAGGGGAAGAUUUGCUCAGGUGAAGAAUCCCGCAUCCAUUCUCAUUUUCUUAGUUACCAAUUUUGCAAUAAAUCUGAUGGCUGCCCUGGAGAACAACAGCUUCAACAAGAUGAAAAAGAGAAAAAUAUUGCAGGACAGCCUUGGUCACUGAAGGGUUUCCAUUGCAGGGUCAAGACAUUUGUGAACACUGAGGAAAAGUAAACAGUGCUGAAAAAAAAUCACGCUAUUUCCAGGUUUCAGCUGGGAACUUUAGCUGAUAGAUGCACGUGUGCUGUCCCUGUGCUUUUCUGAUGGCCGUAUGAGUUUCUGCAGAAGGUGUAACUUGACUUUUGGGCCAAAAAUGUAAAAUUUGUCUGAACAAAUAAAUGUGAUCCAGUGUUUGCUUCUUAUACAUACAGUUCACUUGCUGAAAACAGUUCUAAGAGAUGGGAAUUUCUCUGUUCUGUUCAGGAUGAUGUGAACAGAAACAUUUUACCUGACCCAGUACUAAUGUAAA
Molecule: messenger RNA, 4662 nt
Organism: Chroicocephalus ridibundus (black-headed gull)
Lineage: Eukaryota; Metazoa; Chordata; Aves; Charadriiformes; Laridae
Product: 3 beta-hydroxysteroid dehydrogenase/Delta 5-->4-isomerase-like
Exons: 4
Coding region: 2418-3551 (377 amino acids)
Biological process (GO): steroid biosynthetic process
Molecular function (GO): 3-beta-hydroxy-Delta5-steroid dehydrogenase (NAD+) activity
Source: RefSeq, a predicted model, not a curated record